Exophiala mesophila is the source of this 2256-nucleotide messenger RNA. Its product is annotated as guanine nucleotide-binding protein alpha-3 subunit. Gene Ontology annotation, biological process: adenylate cyclase-activating G protein-coupled receptor signaling pathway. Bases 575 to 1648 code for a protein of 357 amino acids. The transcript has 6 exons. Lineage: Eukaryota; Fungi; Ascomycota; Eurotiomycetes; Chaetothyriales; Herpotrichiellaceae. Gene Ontology annotation, molecular function: GTP binding; G protein-coupled receptor binding; GTPase activity. Gene Ontology annotation, cellular component: heterotrimeric G-protein complex. The record is from RefSeq and is a predicted model, not a curated record.
CCUCAGUUAUCCAUCAUCGACCUUUUCAUCUCUUUUGGCAACAAACAUCCGCGUCAACCACCCUGCAAGCCCAUUCCACCUCUCUCACUUUGUGGUACACCCCAAGGCUGUCCUUUGCGAGCUCUGCUACACACAGUGGCCACUAUCUAAACCUGAACCCAUCGCUCGCUUGCUCCAAUCUCAGUUCCUCGCUUUGAUCCCUGGAGGGCCCCCCUCCCGAGCUCCAGUGUCUGGUCUCGGCUCCAUCCACCCGUCAUCUCCAUCUCCAUCUCCAUAACCACCACCACCACCACCACGACGCCCGUCGCCUUACUUUCGUGCACUCGAACACAACCAGCACCACCCACGACUGAUUACUCUCCAACGCAGCGACGCCUUCAUCUUGCGCUCCUCUCGCCCUCCCAGUCUCUGUCUUUUCCCCACCGCCCUUCCCACCCCUCCCGACGAUUCGGGUCGCGAACAAAGGACGACAUCCGUGCAGCUCCAUUUGCAGCUGCAGCCGCACCUCGCGCUGCAUCUGCAGCGCCCAACGCCCGCCCUGUCGCUCCUAUAACGACAAGCCUUUGCCUUUGAGAUGGGUGCAUGCGGAAGCACAGAGGCCUCGGGGGAAGACACAGAACAGAAGAAGAGAAGCCAGGCCAUAGACAAAGAACUCGAACAGGACUCGCGCCGGUUACGACGAGAAUGCAAGAUAUUACUCCUCGGCUCCGGUGAGAGCGGCAAAUCCACCAUUGUGAAGCAGAUGAAGAUCAUUCACCAAAACGGUUACACCCAGGAAGAAAGAGCUCUUUACCGGCUGACGAUAUACAAAAACUUGAUUGAUUGCAUGAAGGCGCUCAUCGCUGCCAUGCAGCAAUUCGAAAUCGAGCCAGAAGAACAAGAGAUCAAGGACUACCUAGAAUACCUUCUCGAGUACAACGUGGAUCCAGAUCCCGAGACGCCGUUGGACUCAAAGGCUGCCGACGCGGUGGAGGCGGUCUGGAAAGACCCGUCAUCUUCAAAAACAAUGGAGCGACAGAGCGAAUUCUACCUGAUGGACUCGGCGCCUUACUUCUUUGACGAAGUCCGGCGCUUGGCCGCUCCAGACUAUAUACCAAAUGAGGCAGAUGUGCUGCGUGCACGAACAAAGACGACGGGUAUUUACGAAACUCGGUUCACAAUGGGCCAACUGAGCAUCCACAUGUUUGAUGUCGGCGGCCAGCGGAGUGAACGGAAGAAGUGGAUCCAUUGCUUCGAAAACGUCACAUCUAUUAUUUUUUGUGUUGCCUUGAGUGAAUACGACCAGGUGCUCCUCGAGGAAGCAAAUCAGAACCGCAUGAUGGAGAGCCUGGUGCUUUUCGAUUCUGUGGUCAACUCACGGUGGUUCAUGAGAACGAGUAUUAUCCUUUUCCUGAACAAGGUUGAUCUCUUCAAGGAGAAGCUGGGAAGGUCACCUUUAGGCAACUACUUUCCCGACUACUCGGGCGGCAACGAUGUCAAUCGCGCCGCCAAGUAUCUACUAUGGCGGUUCAACCAGGUGAAUCGCGCACAACUCAACCUAUAUCCUCAUCUGACGCAAGCGACCGACACAACAAAUGUCCGACUCGUCUUUGCUGCGGUCAAGGAGACGAUCCUUCAAAACGCACUGAAAGACUCGGGGAUAUUAUGAUCUGCUCAUGCUGAUGUGCUUAUUCCCGUUGUUUCUGCAUCUCUGGCGUCUAGCAAGGCAUGUGACGAAUUGGACUCACGACGGUUUGGGGGGCUGCUUGUCACAUAUGAAGGGGUUUGUGCUUUGUGUUUUGACGGAUUGACCGCAAUGCUCGGUGCCGGGGCUGCUGCACCUUGAUUUGAUGUGAUUGUGUUGCGAAAAGUUUGCGUUUGGAUGUUACUCGCUGUCUCUGUCAUCAAGGCAGAGCAGAAGCCAUUACGAAGAACAUGCUGCUGUGGGGUGUUGGGUACAAUACUUCUUUUUCCUAUGUUGGUGGGCCGGGUUGGAUAUUUUGCAAGGCACGAUUGGCCGCCGACGACGACGACUCCCCAGUAAUGUCAGGACCAUGACGGUCUUGCGUGCAUAUGGCACACGUUGCGCCGACAGAUGAUAUCGAUACCGUUCACGGGGACGCAGGGAUGUGAGUGAGAUCCACAGACUCGGCGAGAGGCAGCCGAUUUUGAGGACAUGGCGAGCAAACGAGGUCCGGAAUCUAGUUGGAUGCUGCUUCGCAAUGUACUCUUAAUACAACAUACUAUCUAAAUAUUGGAGGUUAGGAUCAAUGCCCU